Messenger RNA from Ascoidea rubescens DSM 1968, 3877 nucleotides. RefSeq names its product Nmd5p (gene NMD5). The transcript has a single exon. The coding region runs from base 146 to 3685 and encodes 1179 amino acids. Gene Ontology annotation, biological process: protein import into nucleus. Gene Ontology annotation, cellular component: cytosol; nuclear envelope. Gene Ontology annotation, molecular function: small GTPase binding. The record is from RefSeq and is a predicted model, not a curated record. Lineage: Eukaryota; Fungi; Ascomycota; Saccharomycetes; Ascoideales; Ascoideaceae.
AAAUCUUGCCCAGAAGCAUCAACACAAAGAAUUGUAUAUUCUUGCUGAAUCAAAUCCUUGGAGCUCAAAGCAAUACAUUGAAUACCAAAAUAAACGACACUAAACUGCCAUAGACGCCUAGAGCAAUAUAUACUGCUGGCCUAAAAUGGAUUUAAAAGUUUUACAUGAUUGUUUUGCUGGAACUUUGCAACCUGAUGAGUCAAUUAGAGAUCAGGCUGAAAGAUCAUUGAAAAAUUUUUUAACAACUCAACCAAAUUUUUUAUCAUCUUGUAUAAGUUUAAUUGCUCUUUCGGAUAACCAAAUCAAUGAAUUUAUUAAACACUCCACAUCAAUUUAUUUGAAAAAUCAAAUCAAGAAAAACUGGGAGUACACUGAUUCAAAUCCUCCUUCAAAAUCAAGCAAAUCAUCGAUUAUAAUUCCAAGUGAGGAAAAACAAUUAAUCAAGUCAAAUUUGCUAAAUCUACUAUUAAGCGAUCAGUUUUCAAUAGAUUAUAAUUCUUCUUCUAAUAAUCAUAUCAAAGCCCAAAUAUUAGUAUGCCUUCUGCACAUUAUCUCUUUAGAGUAUCCUAAUGACUGGCCAAAUUUACUAAACGACGCAGUAUCACUACUUAACAAUUCCUUGGAUGAACAAAAUAAACUAUUCAUUGGUCUUUACUGUUUCAAAGAGAUUAUGAGACAUUAUAGAUGGAAAGGCAACUCCACUAGAUCAGAGUCUUUAGAUCCAAUUAUACACAACGUUUUUCCCAUACUAAUAGACUUGGCCAAUACAAUUUUGAAUUCUACCAACUCAAUUCCAAAUGAUGUCAAUAAUAUAAACUUGAUUAACAAAUUCAACCAAAAUGGGGAAUUAAUAAGGCUAAUAAUAAAAACGUUUAAAUUUGUCACUUUUACUGAUUUACCUGAACCAUUUCAAAAUAUUGAAAAUGUAAAUUCCAGUUUAAUUUUUCCUUGGAUUAAUUUACAAUUGACCGUAAUUUCAAAAAAAUUACCAUUAUUUAUCGUUAAUCUCUCAAAUGAAGCCAAAAUUUCAAAUCCGUGGGUGAAAUCUCAAAAAUGGUCUUUUGCUAACUUAUUUAAUUUAUUGAUAAGAUUUUGUUCAUCAUCUAAAUUUAAAAGCCAUGAUUAUCCUACUUUCAAAAAAAAUUUUGUUGCAUUGAUCCUACCUGAAAUCAUCAAAAUAUAUUUCAAAUUAAUCUCUGAUUGGUGCCAAGACCCUGUUUCGAGUUUUAUGUCAAACAGCUGUCUUUAUUAUUUAAUCAAUUUAGUUGAUACUUCAAUUGUCUAUCCAAAUACCUGGAAAUUAAUUUCUGCAAAUUUGCAAGAUUUAAUUGCAAAUUUCAUCUACCCUUUAGUGAUUCCCACGGAUGAAGUUAUUAACAUUUUUGAAACGGAUCCUAAUGAAUAUAUUCAUAUGAGAUUGGAUAUCUUUGAAGAAACUUCAGAUUCACCUGAUUUUGCUGCAGCUUCUUUUUUGGUCACAUUAGCUUCAAAGAGGCCUAAAUCUUCUUUGAAUUUAAUUUUGGAGUUUAUUUAUAAUAAUUUAAUUGAUUUACAACACCAGCAACAGUCUAACAAUGGGAUUGAGACUCUUGACAUUGCUAAAAACAGAGAGGGUUUACUACGAAUUUUGAGUUCUAUAUCUUUUAUUUUAACAAACGAAAAUUCCGAAUAUCUUUCACAAAUGGAAUCAUUUUUCAAUCAAUUAGUGUUGCACAAUUUGAAUUCUGAAUUUGGUUUUUUAAAAGCAAGAACCUUAAAGGUUUUAUCGUCGUUUUCGUCAAUUGAAUUUACUGAUAGUUCUAUAAUUGAAUUGAUUUAUCAGGGCAUCAUUAAAGAUUUCAAUUUAGAUAAAUUAAGACAAAACUCGUUAUCACAAAAUAAUCCUAAUAAUAACGGCCUUAAUCAGAAUGAUGACUCUGAUGAAGGCACAUUAGUAAUUCAACUAGAAUCCUCAUUAGCAAUGCAAGCAUUUAUCCAAAAUGAAUCCUUUAAAAUUUUACUUGAAAAGGAUGUAAUUUUAAUUGUUCAAAGGUUAUUAAUUUUAUCUGAUAAAAUCGAUACUGACUCAAUUUCAGCAGUAAUGCAAGAAUUAGUUGAGCAAUUUUUUGAACAAUUACAACCAUUUGGUGCCCAAUUAGUUAAUAGAUUAUCGGAGCAAUUUAUUGGAAUUAUUGUUGGAAACAAUAAUGUUGAUUUAAACUAUUUACAAGAUUCCAAAAAUUUGCAUGAUUUUGAAAUCAGCCCAGAAUAUUUAAAUGAAAGCAGCUCGGAUAAACAGAUGGUUGCAUUGGGUUUAUUAAAUACAAUGGUUACGAUUUUAUUAUCAUUUGAAAACUCUCAAGAUUCUAUUGAAAAUUUACUAAAAUAUUACUCGCCAGUUAUUAAAAUUAUUUUGAUUAAUGGAAUUGAUGAUUACUUUGCAGAGUGUUUUGAUUUAAUCGAGAACACUUCAUUUUUAUCUAGAAAAAUCUUUUCAGAAUUAUGGGAAAUUUUUGAUAUUAUAAUUAUGAUUUUUCAGAUUGAUAAAGACUCCAAUACAUCAUUAUUAUAUUUAGAUGAGAUAAUGCCCUCAUUAAAUAAUUAUUUCGUUUAUGGGUUUAAAGAACUAGUCGAUAAUAAGAAUUUUGAAACAAUUAAUAAAUUUUAUCUUUUAUAUUUCAUUAUUUUAAAUAAUGGUUAUGAGGAGAAUAUUGUGGGAAAUUUGGCUAAUUAUAACAAACAGAUUAAUGAUAUUCAAGAUACAAGACAUCUCAAUAUUAACGGAAUAUCAAUUGCAUGUGAAUUUGCAUCCAAGUUUAUGAUUUCAUUAGGUAAUGAUUGCAGACAAUUUAUUAAGGAUAUUUUGGUUUCAUUUUUUUUAACAUUGCAAAGAAAAUUAAAGAAUGAGUACAUUAAUGAUCAAGAUACUUUUGAUGAAGUUCAAAUUAUUAAUUCCAUAUCAAGUUAUAUAAAACUAGAUUCAAAAGUGAACAAGCUUUUCAAGAGCUAUUUAGCUAAUAGGAAAUUUUCUAUUAACUUUCUUAACUUGAUUUUAGCUGGAUUUAUGUUUGAUACCGUAUUGACGUUGGAAAUAUUAACAGAGUUUCAAUUUAUUGAAUUUUUUUUCCAAAAACUUUGGUUUAAAAGUAUUUCAAAAGGGACAGUGAGAAGAGUUUAUGAUUUAAAAAUCACUUUGAUUGGAUUAUUAAGUCUAGUCAAUUUAGAUAAUCACGAUAUUUUGAAAUUUAACUUGAACUUGAUUAUGAAAGAUAUUAGAGAUAACAUUGUUUUAGUUCUUGGAAAAUUACCAAAAGCUAUCAAUGACUUGGAAACGAAAAAGAAAAGCUAUGCUGCAGACUUAUCUCAGUCUGAUUUCUAUUCCAAUGAGUUUGGGGCAGAUGAAUUUGUUGAUGUUGAAAGUGUAAAUGAAUCAAGCAAAGGUGGUUUUAACGAAAAUGACGGUGCACAAAACGAUGAAAAUAACGAUGACAACAAAGACAAUUUGCUAUUUGAGAUAGAUGAAGAUGACGACUUAUUUGAAGACCCCUUAUCAUGUAAUCCAUUGGAUAAUAUCAACAUUUUUGAAGUUUUCAAAACCAGUUUGAUUGGAUUGAGAAAUAAAGAUGAAAAUAAGUACAAGGAGAUAUUUGAAAAUGGGUUGACUCAUGACCAAAUCACAUUACUCAAAGACGUAUUGAACGUAUGACUGUGAUUCUGUAAUUGUGUUUUGUUGGAGUAGUUAUUCUUUGGUGGUUGCUUCUAUAUUUCUUUAUUAUAUCAUUUCUGAGUGUCGGGGAAAACGAUUUUUCCCAUAUCUAUUUACAUAUCUUUAUACUUUAUUUAUAAUGCAUUAACCAGAAGCAGCUCCGCAGUUCGAAUUUCCACAAAACCAAUCUUU